UCCGCCCCGCCCGGGUUGGGCCGGGCCGGGCUGCGCUGCGCCGCACCGCACCGCCGGGCGGAGGUGAUGGGAGCAUGAACGAAAAUGAGGGGGAUCUCCAGAGAGAGGGGCAGGACGCAGCCAAACCCUGCCGGGCCAUUUCGGACUCUUUCAUGAGGGAAGCUUCUCUGGGCUGUGACCGGGAAGUGUCCCAUCCAAGACCAGACCUUCUCUCCCCAGAGACAGGGCUGGAGAAGACUUCCCACUGUGGCUUUCGGAAGCGGAAGGAGACAGCGGUGCCCCAACGAGCGUUCAUGGGAGAGAAGCCCUUCAUAUGCGUCGAGUGCGGGCAGAGCUUCAACCGAAGCUCCGAUCUGAUCCGCCACCAGAGGAUCCACACCGGGGAGAAGCCCUACAUGUGCACCGACUGCGGCAAGAGCUUCAGCCGCCGCUCCCACCUCAUCCAGCAUCAGCGCGUCCACACGGGUGAGCGGCCGUACCGGUGCAGGGACUGCGGGAAGAGCUUCAGCCAGAGCACCCACCUGGUGCAGCACCAGCGCAACCACACUGGCGAGAGGCCUUAUGUCUGUGCCAAGUGCGGGAGAAACUUCUACCAGAACUCGGGCCUGCUCCGCCAUGCCAACUUUCACACGGGCGAGAAACCUUACAAGUGCCCCCAGUGUGGGAAGCGCUUCAGCGACAGCUCCAAUCUCCUUGCUCACCAGCGGCUCCACACAGGUGAGAAGCCCUACAAGUGUACUGACUGCAACAAGUGCUUCAGUGAGAGCUCUAAGCUGGUCAUCCACCAGCGUGUACACACAGGUGAGAAGCCAUACUUGUGUCCUGACUGUGGGAAGAGAUUCAGCCAGCGUUCACAUCUUGUCCAGCACCGUCGCACUCACACCGGGGAGAAGCCCUACAAGUGUGCUGAGUGUGGGACCUGCUUCAGUGACAACUCUACCCUCAUCCGUCAUCGCCGUACACAUACUGGAGAGAAACCUUUCAAGUGCUCACACUGUGGGAAGAGCUUCAGCCGCAACUCCUACUUAGUCUCACACCAACGGGUGCACAUGUGGUAGGCAACAUUGCCUGGGGGUGAUGUAGAAUGCAGCUUCUGAUCCAGGCCUGUCCAAAAUAUGCCUAAGGAACAAGGGGGUUUAAAAGAAUAUAGGAAUACCAGGGCCCUUGGAUUUUAGGCAGCUGGACAAAGUAAUUCACUUGGCCCGUGCUGCCCUUUUCAGUCAUUUCCGUCUCCCAGCGCACCUCAGGCAUGGACAGAAAGCAAGCAGUCAUUGUGGUGGGUAGUUCUCAUCCCAAGGACAUGUCAUCUUUCCCCAGUACUAGAGUCAGAAGGCAUCUGCCACGUAGCCUAGGUGCAGAUGUUUGCUCCCACCUCCCUGUAAGCAGUGUUUGCCUGAGAGCCAAAGGGGAGAAUAUACAAUGUCACGUCACAUAAUGAGGAGCUUUUUGGCCAUGCAACAAAUGCAUAUGUGGUCAUCUCAAGGGAAAUAAGAUGUGAGAUGGAGUCCUUAAGGGGCUUUGGUCCACUUGCAACUGAAAUGGUGUGACCUAUAUAAUACUGCAGAGGUCUAUAGGAGCUCACCAUGCUUGCAGUUUAAGCCACCUUUGUGUCUUACACAGCAGUCUGGAAGGUCAGAGCUAAGGAGGUCCUGUGUUAUUCAUAAGCUUUGCAUUAUGCAUAUGCAGCCUGUGGGUAACUUGAAACAUAGGCAAAACCCACAUGAAGGAGAAAGGAACAAACAGGAAGGAACAUACAGUUCCUUCUUCCUUUGUAGAAGGAACAUACAGGCAUACGCUGAACCAAAGAAGGAAGACAUGCCUGCAAAAGUUUUCUGCAAGUGCUGCUUGAUAUAGGAACAAGGGAGCUGUGAGAUAGGGACAUGGCCUCUUCUGGAAUCUCAGAACUGGUGGGUAGCUGAUGUAGCAAACUCGUACCUGCAGGCCUGAAAGAAAAUAUUAGAAUUAUACUUGUUGCUGCUAAGACUAUGGUGUGCAACUUAGCGGGUGUAUGGAGGUCGCCUGUGAGUCUGUACUGGUGGCCUCCUCUCUCUGCAGAAUUUGGAUUCACAGGUACAGUUCAAGUGGGCUGGUGUAUGUGGUGUUACAACAUAGGAGAGAAUAACAGCACACCAAGACUGACCUGAUUCCAUACCAGUAUUUCUAGAGUCCCAUUUGGACUAGUGUGUGUGUGUGUGUGUGUGUAAAGAACAUCUAUGUGUAUGUAUUCACAUAUGUAUGAACUGGCUUUUGUACUAAGUGUAUUAUCUUCACACAUGUGAGCAGUUGUGCGUGCACACAUGGUGGCAGUGAUCACAACGUUCAACUGUGUGACACUACACCACAUCAGUACUCCUCAAAAUGCUAAACAUACUGUAAAUACUAGCAUUUCUCACUAAGAAGCUGGGAGAAACAGCUUUUAUACCAAAACAUCUGAAUUUUCACAUUAGGACGUUCAGUUUUACAGUCUAUGUGUGUGUCUAAACUCUGGAACUGAGUUGUUUUAUUUAUAUAUCUAUCUAAAAAUAUCUGGCCCCUAUGGUUGCAAGGAAUGACUUCUAAAUGUCAGACUGUGUAGUGCUCUCCCCCUUGUUUUACAGAGGUACUAUCAGUGGCAGUUGCAGGAUGUACACCACUGAUGAUUUUAACUACAAGGAAUUGCAGUGCAACACUUUACAUUGUUUGUAUUUUUGAUUGUUUUGCUGCUGACCAUUUUAUUGACGGUACUGACUGGUGUGCUUAUCCAGCUUAGAAAAGAUUUCUGGUUUUGCAAUGGUACUUUACUAAUCCUGCAGUUGGCUUCAUGGCUUCAGUAGGUCUCUGGAAAACUGAAUGCAGACUGAAGCCAGUGAAAGGACUGGAGCUCUGGUGGGCAAGAGAUGAAGGAAAUAAAGAUACAAAGAAGAUCCAUGGAUUUGAGCAGCUGCUGGCCAGGGACAGUUGUGAAUUGCUUACUCUACAGAACUCACUACUCCCCAAGGGACUGCAGGUAUCCCUUCUGCAAGCCACUUCUUGACACUCAACUGCUGAUAAAAUGUUAUUUUUGUAUAGUUUAAUAAAAAGGAGCUGUAGCUGGAGCAUAAAAUUAUCUGCAGCUUCUAGAGGAACAAGGAAACUUUAUGUGCAGCUGCUCAGGGAAGUAAGAAGGAGCUUUCAGAAAUGGGGUGGCCUUUGUUUACACAGUAGCCAAAGCCUCCAUUCCAAAUGCACAUUUUUGCUUUUAGUUCUGUGUUUGGGUGUGGUGGUUUGGGUUUUUUGUUUGGUUUUGGGUUUGUUUUUUUGUUUGUUUGUUUACUUUUAUAAACAGCUUCAUACCAAUGAAUUCUUGAUUUCUGUUUCCCUUUGGGAAUGUGGUUUGGAAACUGACUAAUGGUUCAUCUACUUGAUGCCAGAAAUGUCCAGAUUUUCAUUUACUAGCUGAGUUUUGGAAGGGAUGCUACAGCUCUCAGCAGGUUGAAUUAAAAGGUUAUGCUGCAGUCCUACCUUAGAACUCAUCAGUUUUGUGUGGGUCUCUCCCAGGUUACCUAAAGCAAGCCUAUAGCACUAAAGCAAUAUGUUUGGUUGAGAAGCCCUGUUUGCCAGGGAAAAUCAUAUUUUGAAUGCAGCUUUUCUUUUGGCAAUCUGAAUGGAGCUGCUGUAGCAGAUCAAGGAAAUCUGACCAAGGUCUGCACAUUGCUGAGCUCAGCUCAAAGGGAAACCUUCUCACAUCAAUCUGGUUUGAGAGGACCCUUAACAACAGUCCUCAGAGUUACUUUCUACACACAUUGUGAAGUGCUGUGAAUACUUAUAAGUCCUCUAGAAAUGAAGAGUAUUGCUGUGUAUUUAUUUCUAAGAUCUUUAUAUGCUUUUAAACUGUAUGCCAAAUCGAUGUGGCCUUAGGGUUCACAGCAUAUUGCCAGUGCUGUAGUUUUAGUGGUUAGGACUAGAUUGCUUGCCAGUGUAAGCACAUUUCUGGAGUUCCUUUCUACAGCCACUGUUAGUUUUCCCUGUUCAGCGUCACUUGGCUGAAUUAAUUCACUUCCCCCAGCCUGUCUGCCCUUUGCUGUGCACAGUGAUCAUCUAGCUGGAGAGGAUCCUCUGCUGUUGAGGUUGCAGGGUGUGUUUCUCAUCUUCCAGGGUUAAAUUUCUUUCUGGCAGCACAAACUCAUGAGCCAAAUUCUGAAGAAAGAGGCAUGGGCAUGUGAAAAAAGUUGAGAACCAUAGGGUUUAUUUUCACAGCAGCUAGGUGACUGACUUCUGUAACAGUUGUCUUCUCCCUCAGUAUCACAAAGGACAAGUACUGGAAAAAAGCAGAAGGUAAGGCACUGCUAUCAUUCCUGCAGACCACCCCUAGCACACUCUGUCUCAGACCUGUGGUCACUAGUUGGUGCCCAGAUCCUCCUGCCAGAUGAGAGACCUCUUUACAAUACUGUAAAUUCCUCUUGUGAUAAUGGUGCUUAGAUGCUACAGUGAGACUAUGGCACUUUAGAAUUACUCAAGACAAAUGGAUGAAGUUUCUGAAAUAAA
Molecule: messenger RNA, 4503 nt
Organism: Calypte anna (Anna's hummingbird)
Lineage: Eukaryota; Metazoa; Chordata; Aves; Apodiformes; Trochilidae
Product: zinc finger protein 271
Exons: 2
Coding region: 75-1058 (327 amino acids)
Biological process (GO): central nervous system development; regulation of transcription by RNA polymerase II
Cellular component (GO): nucleus
Molecular function (GO): RNA polymerase II cis-regulatory region sequence-specific DNA binding; DNA-binding transcription factor activity, RNA polymerase II-specific
Source: RefSeq, a predicted model, not a curated record